AUGAAGGCCACUGUCCUGCUCCUCUCUCUCAUCGCGCUCGUCGCCGCCCAGGACUUUUCCUCGAUCCCUGCCUGCGCCCUCGGCUGCAUCUACAAGGCCGUCCCCGACACGGGCUGCUCCAUCGCCGACGUCGACUGCCUCUGCCGCAAGGAGAAGCAGGCCCAGAUUCAGGCCCUCGCCGGUGACUGCCUCGUCAAGCAGUGCAGCGCCGACGACCUCACAAAGGCGGAGAACCUGACAAAGGACAUUUGCAAGAAGCUGACCUCGACUGCCCCAGCCACCGUCACCGUCACGGCCGGUGAUUCCUCGUCGUCCUCGGGAAGCAGCAGCAGCGCCAGCGUGACGGACUCCCACUCUCCGGCCACCACCACACAUUCGUCCUCGUCGUCCGCGUCGGCUGUCAGUGGCACGUCGUCGGCCUGGACCAACGCGACGAACUUGACCACGGCCACCACCAAGACGGCCGACGAGACGACGCCGACUGUCACCACCACGACUACCCACAGCUCGUCCAAGUCUCCCAACGCUGCUGCUGGUACCGCCGCCGGUGCUCUUGUCGCCGUGGUUGCUCUUGCUUUUGCUCUGUAA
Molecule: messenger RNA, 588 nt
Organism: Cordyceps militaris CM01
Lineage: Eukaryota; Fungi; Ascomycota; Sordariomycetes; Hypocreales; Cordycipitaceae
Product: Extracellular membrane protein, 8-cysteine region, CFEM
Exons: 2
Coding region: 1-588 (195 amino acids)
Source: RefSeq, a predicted model, not a curated record